AGCCUGUAUGGGCGGACCGGCCGGUCAGCUGAUGACUAAAAUGCUCCACACAAUCUCUGUCCUCGAUACAUGGAUUUCGUCACACGAAUGAUUUUCUAGCCAAUUACGCACAAUGUGGAAGAUUUCACACAACCGCAGCAGGAGGAGGACUCGCUACUUGUUGGGAUUUCGCUCAGGAAUGGGUCCUCUGCGCGCACCUGGAGCCGCCGGAGACAUGCAGGGGCGACGCGUUUCAGCCGCUUUUCCCUCUGGUUUAUGAUACCGAAACCUGCCAUCGAACUCCUGUGAUGGGGAGACGCACAUGGAGCUGCGCUGCCGUGAUCCUGCUGGCCGUCAUCUGCUCGUGUCGUGCCGCCACUCUGGAGUCCGUCCACUGGAGCAGCUCCAAUGCAAAAUUUGCUUCAGGUCGAGGUCUGGUCCUGUAUCCUCAGAUUGGAGACAAGAUGGACAUCGUGUGUCCUCGCGCUGACGCUUCCUCCGGGGGAAAGGAGGAGUUCUACAGAGUCUACCUGGUCUCCAGAAGUCAGCUGGCGAGCUGCACCAUCGACAAGACGGACACGCCCCUGCUGAACUGUGACAAGCCGCACCGGGACGUAAAGUUCACGUUCAAGUUUCAAGAGUUCAGCCCCAACCUGUGGGGUUUGGAGUUCCUCAAGGGGAAGGACUAUUACAUCACCUCCACCUCUACAGGCUCCCUGCAAGGUCUGGAUAAUAAUAACGGAGGGGUGUGCAGGACCAAAUCCAUGAAGCUGGUGCUGAGAGUCGGCCAGAACUCUUCAGAUCCACCUUCAACACUUCAGGAGUCCCCCACCAGAUUCCCACCCACACGACCGAAGCCCAAGGCCAAGGACGCCUCCACGAAAGAAAAGGAUAUAAAAAGUACAGCCGACGCAGGACAAACAAACCCCAGCUCUGAGCCAGGACUGUUGGUGUGGGUCGUCUCUGGUUGUGUGAGCCUCCUUCUGGUCAUCGCGGUCGUUCUGGUCGUGCUGUGGAGGUACCAUCGGCGCCGCUGCAUCCCGGAUAGGCAGCAGUCUGCCUCGGUGUCCCUCAACACUCUGGCUGUGCCGAAGCGGGACAGCAUCAGCAGCGACAACGCCGGCUCAGAUCGCAGCGAUGUCGUCUUUCCUCUGCGGGCUUCUGACAGCAUGAUCUGCCGCCACUAUGAGCGCGUGAGCGGCGACUAUGGGCCUCCUGUGUACAUAGUUCAGGAGAUAAUGCCCCAGAGCCCCACCAACAUCUACUACAAAGUCUAACGUUUACUGCUCUGUUGACAGACAAUAUGGUGGUGAUCAUAAAUUUCUCAGUCUCCUACACAAUACUUCCAUGGAUGAAACAUGACGAAAUGUGUGGAGCUGGUCUGAGAACUGUGGUGCCCUGAUCAUCUACAGUCAUGGAAAAAAUUAUUCAACCACCCUUGUUUUCUUCAAUUUCUUGUUCAUUUUAAAGCCUGGUACAACUAAAGGUAUAUUUGUUUGGACAAAUACAAUGAUAACAAAAAUAGCUCAAAGGAGUUUAAUUUAAAAGCUGAUAUCUAGACAUUUUCCACGGUUUUCUUGAUAAUAACCAAAAUCACUUAAGUUCUUACAUCAACAGCUAUGGCAUUGUGCUGCCACAAACAGCUUUUAGGAUUCCAUGUUUUCUUUUGUCUGUUUUAGUCACAUGAUCCACACAGGAGUUAGUACUUGAUUGCAUAACCAUUGUUUCUGAUGACUGCAGUCAUGCGUCUUGGAUGUUCUCCACCAGCUUCUGACAUUGUUCUGCUGUCACAGCAGCCCAUUCCCAUUGUACAGUUUCAAACAAAUUUGCUUUGUUUUUGGGAUUGUGGUUCUCCAUUUUGCGUUUGAUGAUUUUCCACAAGUUUUCAGUUGGAUUUAGAUCUGGUGAUUGAGCAGCCAAGGCAUAGUUCCAGUGUUCUGGUUCUCCAUCCAGGCUUUAACUGACCUUGCUGUGUGGUAAGGGGCAUUGUCUUGUUGGAAAAUCCAGUCAUUGGAGGCAGGAAAGAGUUUUCCAGCUGAUGGAAGGAGACUGUUUUCAAGAGUAGCCCUGUACAUGACCUGGUUCAUUCGCCCUCCACACAAUUGCAUUUGCCCUGUUCCACCCAGACUGAAACAACCCCAGAUAGUCACUGAUCCACCCCCAUGUUUUACUGUAGGGACAAGACAGUCUGGUUUGUAGCUUCUCCAGGCUUCCUCCUAACCAGUAAGUUGGCUGGAGUGGGCAUCAACUGAAAACUGGAUUCAUCACUGAAGAGAACCUUAGCCCAAUCAUCAACAGUCCAAUCCUUGUGAUCCCCAGCGAAGAGUAACCAGGCUUUCCUCUGCCUUUUAUUGAUGAAGGGCUUCUUUCAUGUCCUGUGUGACUUCAGACUGGCUUCAAGAAAUAGGUUUCCAGCUGUCCUUGCUGAACAAGUCACAGUUCACCACAGUGUCCACUCAUUUUUAAGGUUCCUGGAGGUGUGAUGACGAUUCCUGACACAGGAACAGAUGAGUGCACUGUCAUCUGGUGGGUAGAAAGACGUUUCCUGCAAUGACCAGCUAGCAAUUUGGUAGUACCAUGCUCGGCUUGUUUUUUCUUGGUGUAAUGAACGGCUGUCUUGGAGAUCUUCAGUUUUUCCCUACCUGUCUCUCACUCAUGCCAAUUUCCAGCAGUGCCAAGAUGUCUGCCUUUGUGGCUUCACAUAAUUCUUUAGUUUUAGGCAUUAUGUGAGAGCUGACAACUUCUGAGUUGUGCUACAGCUUGAAUGUCAGCAGGAAACCACUCUAGACCUUUGCAUGUGCUGCUGAUGACAUGAAAUGGCCUCUUCUAUACCCUGGGAAUACAAUUAAGCUGAAGCAUGUCAAAUAGGACAAAAAGUAGUAUGUAAUCAGCUGCAUUUUGUCGUGUUCAUUGUAUUCUUCAGGUAAUGUACCUUUAGUAGCACCAGGCAUUGAAAUGAACAAGUAAUUGAAGAAAACAAGGGUGGUCUAAUAAUUUUUUCCAUGACUAUACUUUAAACCGACUGUUGUACUAUUGGGUCACAUGGCAGCAAGUACACAAAAUGCUGUUGAACUAGUUAGUUUUCUUGAUUUACCGAAGAGACAAUCAAAAAGGAAACUGGUGACAUCUCAUUCAAUGGUUGUGUUCUGUUUGUUUUAUGAGAAAUGUUUGAAAGCAAAUUUAUUUAUAAGAAAAUAGUUUGCCACUGUCAUGACAUGUGGCAAUUUCAGAUGUACUUUAAAUGUGUAAUUUAUUUAUUGAUAAAUGGAGAAAAAAAUAUUAGUUUUAGCACUUCAACACACCAAAAGAUAAUUCACAGUUUGAAUUGUGUAAACUUUGGUUGAAAUGCUGUUAAAGUGAAAUGAGAAUCUUGAUUUUUGUGGCACGCAUUCGGUCUUUCUGAUCAAUUCAACUUUUGAACAAGAUUCAGCAUCAUUUUUCUUAAAUGUAUUGACUUAAAGAUAAAAGGGAAGGUCUUCUCUGUCUGCAACAUGAAAAAGUGAGACACAGGCGGAAAACGAACAGAAUGCAAUGACGAAAUGAAAGUUUGAAUCAGAAUAGGUGCUGAUAAAUCCCAGGACACUGCCUCAGUGAUUCAGAUGGUUACAAAAUUACUAAGCAGCACAAUGUAUGAUGACUUCAAACAAUGUUGAUUUAACUAUUUGCAUACUUUGUACUGCGAUCCCGUUGAGCGAUUCUGGCCACCGUAUUAAAUCUAAAGAACUUUUAUACAUUUGGUUUGGCGCAUAAUUCAUCUUUGCUUCAUGUUAUACUUAUUUUAAAGUCACAACAGUUUUUGGAGUGUUUUUUUUUUUUUUUUUGAGAGGUUGAAUGCGUUAAAUUAGGCACUGAGGAAGUCUCGUCAUUACGCUUCUAAUGGUGCUCCUGGGAUAGUGACUGUCAUUCUGCAUUUAACACGAUGAGUUUUGAACCGGAUCUUACAUGGUUGAAUGGACGCAAAAGUGACAUGAAGCAAACUACAGUUUCAUAUAGUUGAUUGGUAAAUGAAGAGUUACUUUGAAUGUUUUAUUACCUCUCCAAAAAGCAGAAUUUAGAAUAAUCUUAUCUAUGUAAGACCAAAAAAGGAGAAAAAACAAAUCCAUAUAUGCCAAAAAAAAAAAAAAACUAUUUUCUGAUUUAACCUGAACUUCUCGCUCAUGAAAGCAUGUAACAGUUGAAUACUGUCUUUGCAGGUCAAUAAAUGUGAAUAUGAAAGUA
Molecule: messenger RNA, 4197 nt
Organism: Amphiprion ocellaris (clown anemonefish)
Lineage: Eukaryota; Metazoa; Chordata; Actinopteri; Pomacentridae
Product: ephrin-B2a-like
Exons: 5
Coding region: 288-1256 (322 amino acids)
Biological process (GO): blood vessel morphogenesis; axon guidance; ephrin receptor signaling pathway
Cellular component (GO): plasma membrane
Molecular function (GO): ephrin receptor binding
Source: RefSeq, a predicted model, not a curated record